GGGAAAAAACGUCAUGCUAAGGAAGCGCUCUCUUUUCUGAAGCCGUGUAGUUCGGGGCCCCCCAUUUAUAUUUGGCUGCAGAUAACCCGGACUAAAACCAAAGUGUGCGUUCGCGUUGCGUGUUCCAUGCAGCGCAGAUAAGCGGCACCUGUGACAGCCUGCGGUCCGACAAUGGGAGCAAACAACAGUACCCGCCGAGUGUCAUUUGAGUCAGACGAGAACGACAAUAUAACAGUGGUGAAGGGCAUACGGCUUUCUGAAAAUGUGAUCAAGCGUAUGAAAGAAGCGGCCGCUCCCACGUCGGCAACUUCAAAGGCGCCGGUCCUCACUCCUCCUCCUCCUCCUCCUCUGCUGCCACCCGUUCCUCCUCUCGUUGACCUCGCCACCUCCUUGCCUCCUCUCCCUCCUGUCGUAGAACCUGUAGCACCUCCAGCACCACCUCCUAAACCUCCCGCAGAACAGGUAGCAGAAAACACCAAAGUUGACUUGGUUCUUCCUCACCCUUCUCCCUCCGUUUCUGUCGCCGCUUCUGCUUUUGAGCCCGUAACAACCCUUCCUGCCUCCCCUCCUCCUGCUCUCACUGAACAGCUCACUCCCGUUUCCCGCCAUGCUUCAGGUGUGGUGGAAGCUCUAGCUCCUCUCGAACCUUCCCCCUCUGUAACUGAAGCAUCUCCUUCCUUCACUCCACCCAUCGCUGCUUCUACUUCAGUAAUCGCACCCAUUGCCGCUCCGCAUGCCAUUGAGCCUCUUGCUUCACCCCGUAUCCCUAAAUCGGAUUCGGAACCGCUUUCCUCCCCUCCCGUUUUCAAGCCUAUCACCAUCCUGCCAUCAUCCAUGCUUCCCACAGGAGGCUCUAUGCCUCAGCAGGCCGCUGAGCCUUCAGCUACAUCUCCCUUGCCUGAGUUUACUGCUGCUUGUGAACCAGUUGCACCUCCUCCCCAGCCCACCGCAGAAUCAUUAUCACCCGCUCCAGUCCCCGAGCCGUCGGCAGUGUCUCAGUCGAGUCCGGUUUCACCACCUGCUGCGCCACCAGCAGUGAAUGAAGAGGCCCUGAGGAAGAAGAUCACCGAUGAGCUGAACAAAGACUUGGAUCAAAAGAGGGCCAAAGCAGAGCAAGAGAUGCACGCAUGGUAUGAUGCUGAGAAGGCCCGGGCUUCAGCGCAAGCUCAGACUGAGGCUCAGUCCAAAAUCCAGGAAGAAAUUUCCAGGAUCCUGUCUGUGGAGCGAGCGCUAACCCAAGACAGCCUCCAGCAAGCUAUCAUUAGGGAGAGGAUCAGCGGUGAAGAUGAGAAGCAUCGUGCUCAGCUACUGGAACUUGAGCAGAAGGCCAAGCAGCUGGAGGCCAAGGAAGCAGACCUGAAGAAGCUGGAUGCUUUUUACCGGGAGCAGGUGGCCCGGCUGGAAGAACGAAGUGCACAGUUCUACAAGGUCACCACAGAGAACUAUCACAAAGCUGCAGACAACGUAAAUGCCAAAUUCAAGAGGUAUGAGGUGCAUCCAGUGUGUGGAGACCUUCAGGGCCAGAUCCUGGGCUGCUACAAAGACAACGCUGGAAAGACCUUGAACUGCUCCAACAUAGCAGCGCUUUACCUGCAGUGUGUAAACAAUGCCAAACAGAAUGACAAGCCUGUGCGUUCGCCUUCAUGGAACGGUAACAUAACAAGUUGAGGACUGGGGGAUAAGGAUAAAGGAGGAGCGAUUCUGAGUGUAUUGGGGGAUUAUAGAUUGAUGGACUGACAAGCUAAACUAGAACGGGGGAAGGAGAGGAAUGAGUCAGCACCAAGACACGCACCUGCAGAACCCCACGGAGCUCCGAACCAGACUAGAGUCACUGAACACAACACUCUGGGAGAGGGAGAUAUAGACACUUCUUCCUUAGCUUCCCUUCCUCUCUUACCCUUUGUCAAUCUCUCUGGUGACUGCGGCGGAGAGACAGCGAUGCUGUGUGAUGUUUCGCAAACACAGCGUGGGGGAGAACAACAGGAUACAACCCGAGCGAGAUUGGCCGUCUGCUUUAUCUUGAGCCGUUGCCCGCCUUCAGAAAGCCAGCCAUCCCUGUCACCGGUCCUUUGGACCGACCCACUCUCACCUUGACAGUUAGAAAAACAAGUGUUCAUGCUAGGAAGUGUCAGUCCUACUUUGUUCUUCACAAUUUGUUGUCUUCCUGCGCCUCGUUCUCCAUAAAGUACACAAAUACACACAUAAACAUCUGUUAUUACUUUGCGUUUGUUUGACUUUUGUGGUGAUGUCCGUGUUAGUAUCUGCGUUGAGCUUUCCCAAACACCAACAUUUGUCUGAUCGGAGGAAAUAAAAGUAAAAUGCAAUCCCGUUUUUCA
Messenger RNA from Fundulus heteroclitus (mummichog), 2336 nucleotides. RefSeq names its product coiled-coil-helix-coiled-coil-helix domain containing 3a (gene chchd3a). The transcript has 10 exons. Bases 172 to 1668 code for a protein of 498 amino acids. Gene Ontology annotation, biological process: inner mitochondrial membrane organization. The record is from RefSeq and is a predicted model, not a curated record. Lineage: Eukaryota; Metazoa; Chordata; Actinopteri; Cyprinodontiformes; Fundulidae. Gene Ontology annotation, cellular component: MICOS complex; mitochondrion.